AUGCCUUCCAUUGCAAGCUUUUUGUUUCGCUCAGCUCCAGCAGUCUCAAGUGACAGUAGCGGUUCCCAUAUCACCAAUGCCCCCGCCAUCCCCAGCACGAGUAUCGGACCUGCAGGUGAAUAUCUCCAAGAUGAGCUGCUCAAAAUGUAUUGGCAAGGCGUUGAACGCGAACUUCCCUAUUUGUUACUUACCUUCCAUCGCUGGCAAACACGCAAAGAUUCGUCGGAGUUCCUCCCCGAAGAAGAGGAUGACCAUAUUCAUGGUUAUGAUACUUUCAUCGAUCAAGUCAACGACGUCUCGCGCCAAUUCCACGAGCGCAACAAGAGAAAUCAGCGAUCAAAACGACCAGAAAAGCCGACCAAGAAGGAAAAAAAGGACUCUGCAGACCCUCCCUCGUACGAUGAGGUCUUGCGAGGUCGUGGCUGGGAUAUCUUUGCCGACAUGAAAAGCCAGAGCAUCAAGGGCGCUGUCAGAACCUCGCUUAGUGAGCGCAAAUUACUGGACCCAGCGAGACGCAGAGCACGCAUGCUUCUACAGUCAGCACAGUUCCUCGACAUCGACAAAAUAAUCGAGCAUCGAGAACCUGAAGAAGCACUCUCCUUUUGGAAAAGGCCCGCUUCGGCUCAGAUAAAAGUGUCGUGUUAUGAUGACCUUGAUCAGCCCGUGUUUGUUCCACAGCAUUGCUCCGAGUGUAGGUCAACUAUUCGGGGCUGCACUUUCCAAGACACCACCAACGAAAGCAUCGUCAUUUGUGAAGGAUGUUAUCGAGCGAGGUAUUAUGGUAUGACUCGCUUCGUGAAGAAGUACAAGCAGUGCUGCCUACCAGAUGCCCUGACGCCAGAAAUAAGCCGCAAGCUUUGCUACUGUUCGUCUGUUCGUAGACGCGAUAAAGACGGGCGUUCUCGAUCAUUGUGGCCUAUUGAUCCUGAGCUUGACGCCGGGAACCAUAUCAAAGGUGGUGCUGGUCGUGUUGGCUGCGGUCUGUAUACAGUCGCUGAUCUCUACGCGGAGGCAAAGUUCACGAGUACGCGUUCCAAAUUGGCAAAGCAUGACAGUCUACUUCAUUUGAGGAAAAGGGAUCCCAACGGUGGAGAGAUACAAAAGCCCUCGGGUGUAUCCAGGAAGCAGCCAAGUAGGCUCAAACAUCUUAAUGAGACCUCUCUCCCCGAGUACGGCUACUCAUAUGGGUUUAGUACUGAAGCGCCGGAGGAUAUUCCACCUUACUUACGUUCGACAAUUGAGAAAUAUCCUUAUGGGAAUGUACACAUGGCUCUACGUUUGGGGCCUCUUAUUAUCGAAAAUGGCGUUGCAAAUACAAUGGGAGGUGUACUCAUCACCAAUCGAGAUCCUCCUUCCUUGCAGAUCAUGCGCGAUCCUCCAGAGGACAUCACCAACUGUCUACUCCUCACCGGCGGGACAGAUCGCAAGCUCUAUUCCCAAGACCGACCACGACAGCCGAAGCGGUACAAAGCCUUUAUGAAGCAGGUCGUAGGCGGCGCCUUCUGUGACUUUUUCGAGUCCGGUGUCGAAGACGAGCUCAUUGAUGCGUUCAUGCAUGAGAGCAGCUGUCUGGUAGAAGAUGGGAUGACUUUUGCCGAGCAAGAGACACUGCUUGAACAAAGCACCAAGCGUCUCCUUCUACAUGUCAAAGAGUACCUCGCAUCGAGAGUCCAGGCAUACAUAUCGAGUAUCACCGCUCGUCUGCUUGAUCCAGAGGUUCAACUCCGUUGGCACUAUCGCGGGAAUAAUUGCCAGGCAUUCUGCGACAAAUUAAUCGAUCGAGACCUCUUUGGGCCUCUCUUCGCUUCCCCGACAAUGCAUGGCCAACCAAGGCCACUUUACUUGAUGAGUUUUGUAUGUCGACCAGGGUCAAACGUCCCAACGCGUGCAUUCUCCAAAUACGACGUCCCAAAUGGCCUUACAGAGGAAUACCUAUUCAAAUUCCGUUAUGGGCGUCACGACGACUCUGACAUUAUCGAUACGCUCGCUGAGUACUGGACUGAUUGGGGUGCCUUUGAGGGACCCAUCUAUCCAAGCCAGGAUGUCUUCCCAUGGGACUGCACGGAAGCAUAUGAUCGCUAUCCUGGGAACUGUGGAGAUUGCAACAUCUCCAAGCAUGUUCUCGCAUUCCCGUUUGACUCUUGGUCUAUAUCUUCCCUACAUCUAGCCCGAGGAAGGCAAUUGUAUCCUCCCAUGGCAAAGCCCAGCACCGAAAAGUCAGAAGAGAAGAAACAGCACACAGGUCUCAUGACCGACGCCGACUGGUUCAAGAACCGUACAACCAUUCUCCUCGGUCAAGACGCUCUCUUGACAGCUGCUGUCGCAAUGGCAAACUGUAGUCAACUCCAGGCGUCCACGACGUGGAUCCACAACCACGAAGACGAGACCAUGGACAGACUAAAGCUCGGAGGCAUCCACCGCGCACAACCCUUCAGCCACCACUUCGAGAAAGGCGCCUAUCAUCAGUACUUCGUCGCCGACUGGGCUUUUCUCGCACAACCGCUGCGAGUCGUCGAGUAUGAGAAGCUGAGAGACUGGCGAGCGACAAAAGCAGACGUUGGCGUAGCAAAGACAGAUGAUGGCGGCGGCGGCGGUGGAGGCUGCGGUGGAGGCUUCUUCUCUUGCGGUGCUGUGGCAGCCGGGUGUGCAGCGGGGAGUCCGGGCAUGGCUGGUGAUACCUGUGGGAGUAAUUGUGUGUCGAGCUGUUCGGCGGGAGGAGAUGGGGAUGGAGGUGACGGGGGAUGUGGAGGGUGCGGUGGGUGA
This is a messenger RNA of Fusarium sp. VM40, 2763 nucleotides long. NCBI's taxonomy places the organism in Eukaryota, Fungi, Ascomycota, Sordariomycetes, Hypocreales, Nectriaceae. The record is from the annotation of a GenBank genome assembly.